Molecule: messenger RNA, 1566 nt
Organism: Heteronotia binoei (common prickly gecko)
Lineage: Eukaryota; Metazoa; Chordata; Lepidosauria; Squamata; Gekkonidae
Product: probable G-protein coupled receptor 33
Exons: 5
Coding region: 1-1566 (521 amino acids)
Biological process (GO): complement receptor mediated signaling pathway; phospholipase C-activating G protein-coupled receptor signaling pathway; inflammatory response
Cellular component (GO): plasma membrane
Molecular function (GO): complement receptor activity; G protein-coupled receptor activity
Source: RefSeq, a predicted model, not a curated record
AUGUGCGGCCCAGACCACAAGCCAUUGCUCAGCCUACUCGACCCAGACCGCCAGACACGGCAGAUCCCAUCGCAGCGGGUCCUGCGGUGGAAUGAGUUCCUCAACUCAUACACCUACAAGCUCAUCUACCACCCCGGCAAGGCAAUGGGCCACGCAGACACCCUCAGCCACCUUCCACUGCCGCAGAAGGAUCCAGCCCCAGCCCACCACGUGAUGCUCCUGGAGUCUCUGCUGGAGCGGUCCCUCCACGCAGCAGAGCAUCGAUAUCUUUGCAGAGCCCCACCAGAUCUCAUGCAACAGCCGCAGCAAGAGUUUAUCAUUUUGCUUCAAGUGGUGGUGGUGGUGGUGGUGGAGAGGCAGCGGAAACAGGAGCGCCAGCCAGGAGUACAGUGGGCUAGGAGUACAAUGAUAGAUGACAAAAUCAACGCAAGAGGACUAGGAAUACAGCAGGCUGGCAUUGUGCGAGGCCUCAUGGAUACAGGGAGUGUAACAAUCUUUUUGCGGAAUAUUUCAAGCACAGGUGUGCCUGCCAGCCCCUCCCCGGAGAGAAUGUCUUUUCUGAACCUAACACUUGGCAUUUUCAUCUUGGUGUCCUUACUGGUGGGGACCAUUUUCAAUGGCCUCUUCCUCUGGGUGCUGGGGAUGAAGAUGAAGAGGACGGUGAACACUCUCUGGUUCUCCCAUCUGAUUUUUACCUACUUAUUUUUCUGCACCUUUCUGCCUUUCUUUGCUGUCUACAGCUUCUUUGGAUUCCGCUGGGUCUUCGGCACGUUGAUGUGCAAAGUUAUCAUUUUCCUGUUUUCUCUGACAAUGUUUACCACUGUCUUUCUCCUCACCAUCAUCAGCCUGGACCGUUACCUGCUCAUCUGUCACCCUGUGUGGUCCCAGCACAACCGCACAGUUCCCCAGGCCCGGAAAUUCAUUGUGGGAGUAUGGCUCUCUUCCUUUGUCCUCAGCGUUCCCUACAUGGCUUUCCAGGAGACACAAGCAACGGAUUCUGGCGGGAUGAAAUGCACCAGCAAUUUCGUUUUCUCCAGGGACAGGGAUGGGCCUGAAAUGCAGACCUUGAGGAACCGUAUUCACUUAGCGCUCUUUGUGGUCCGGUUUCUUCUGGCCUUCCUACUUCCCUUCCUGAUCAUCACAAGCUGCCAUUGUAGGAUGGGUUGGGAGAUGAAGAAGAAAAGGCUGGUGAGGAACAGAAAGCCAUUCCGGGUCUUGGUGGCAGCCGUGGCCUCCUUCUUCAUCUGCUGGCUUCCUUACCAUCUCUAUCACAGUUCGACAACGCACUGGGAAUCGUUUAGAACGAUGCGGCAGGUCUUGCGGGUUACGAUGCUUGUCGGAGAGUGUUUCAAUUUCUGUUUCACCCCCAUUCUCUAUCUGUUCGUUGGGGAGAAAUUCCAGCAGGUCUUCAAGACGUCACUUCUUGCUCUGCUGAAGAGAGGCUUUAUGGAUAUUCCCAUCAUCCCCAUGGACAAUGUCAAUGCCAACGAGGUGGGUCACCAAACCUGUAGCACCGGCAGCUUGGAGCUGAAAAUCGGUUGUGGAAACAAUCCACCAUCUCCCUGA